Messenger RNA from Neolamprologus brichardi, 541 nucleotides. NCBI's taxonomy places the organism in Eukaryota, Metazoa, Chordata, Actinopteri, Cichliformes, Cichlidae. The record is from RefSeq and is a predicted model, not a curated record.
UCUAGCAGCUAUUUUACAUUCAAUGGUCUUCAUUUGGUUUAAUACUAAUAUAUAAUUUGGAACAACAUUAUCUGCUAUCCAUGGCCCAGCAUAUCAGAUACAUCAGGGUUUUUCCUUCACAGAGGAAUGUAUGGUCUGCAAUGGUGAGGACUACAAAGGAAAAAUCUCCACCACUGAAAACGGCUUCACCUGCCAACGCUGGGACUCUCAGAAACCUCACAACCAUGACUACCAUCCCAGCAGUCUACCACAAAAGUAUCUUGAGGAGAACUACUGCAGAAAUCCAGAUGGAGAUCCCCGACCAUGGUGCUUCACCACCAGCCCAUUCAAACGGUGGGACUCCUGCGCCAUACCGCGCUGCACUGCUGAACCUUCCACCAUUGUCCCAGAGGUCGACUGUGUCACCGGGGAAGGUGUAGCAUACCGAGGAACAAUUGCUGUAACUGAGUCUGGCAAAACGUGCCAGAGCUGGUCGGCUCAGGUGCCACAUAAACACAACCAGUCCCCAGAAAACUACCCUUGCAAGUAAGAGCUGUAUCCA